Camellia sinensis is the source of this 885-nucleotide messenger RNA. The record is from RefSeq and is a predicted model, not a curated record. NCBI's taxonomy places the organism in Eukaryota, Viridiplantae, Streptophyta, Magnoliopsida, Ericales, Theaceae.
AUGGACGAUUCUAUUGCCAACAUUAGACUUGCGGUGAGAUAUGUGAGGUCUUCUCCUCAUAGGCAUGAUGCUUUUAAGAAGUUUACAGCCACACUCAAACUUGAUUCAAAAGCUCUUAUAUGCCUAGAUGUACCAACUAGGUGGAACUCUACCUAUUUGAUGUUGGAGGCUGCCGAAAAGUAUGAGAAGACUUUUAACCGCUUAAAGUUUGUGGAUUCCAAUUUUGAACCUUAUUUCAAGGAUGUUGAUGGUGGCAUUAGGAGAAGUCCUAAUGAGUUGGAUUGGAAAAAAUAUAGAUUAUUUUUGAGGUUUCUAAAAUUAUUUUAUCUUACAACUAAGAAGUUUUUGGGGUCUCUCUUUGUUACUUCCAAUGCUUUUUACAAAGAAAUAUUUGUUAUUGAAAGCAAAAUUAACCAAUUAAUUUUGAAGGAGGAUGAUACUUUGAGCACAAUGUUUUGCUUUUCAAAUUUAUUUCUUGGAGAUAAUAAGAAGGUGGAAGAUACGGUAGACAAGGUUAAGGGUUGUUUGAGUCGUUUGUAUAGCCAUUAUGUCACACUUUAUCCUUCAAAUGAGAAACUUCCAAGUGUGAGUGAAGUUGUGAAUAUGGCGGAAGAUAAUGAUAAUGAUCCUUAUUCUUUGGUUAACUCCCAAUUUAAUUCCUAUUUGGAGGGGCGAUGCACUAGUGGAUCUAAGUCGGAAUUGGAACAAUAUUUUUUCGAGGUUGAACAUUUUGCAAAGAAUCAAACAUUUGAGAUUUUGGAUUAUUGGAAGGUGAAUGCAACCAGAUAUAGAGUGCUAUCGCAAGUUGCAAGGGAUGUGUUGGCCAUACCUAUUUCUACCGUUGCGUUGGAGUCAGCUUUUAGUAUCGGGGGAGCAUAUUCUUGA